Molecule: messenger RNA, 2708 nt
Organism: Betta splendens (Siamese fighting fish)
Lineage: Eukaryota; Metazoa; Chordata; Actinopteri; Anabantiformes; Osphronemidae
Gene: gnl2
Product: guanine nucleotide binding protein-like 2 (nucleolar)
Exons: 16
Coding region: 162-2330 (722 amino acids)
Cellular component (GO): nucleolus
Molecular function (GO): GTP binding
Source: RefSeq, a predicted model, not a curated record
CUCUGAUGACGUCCUUCUUCUUCGCCGUUCACAACACGUGUACGGCUUACUGUUUCGAGCUGAAGGAAGUAGUGGCGGUUUAACUUCAGCUUUGUGACCUCUUUUUGUGGGCUUUGCUCGUUUUUUCGUGCGUGUAGGGCUUCGUCGACUAAGCCGUCAAAAUGGUGAAGCCUCAGUUUAAGGGGAAAGGCUCCAUAAACCCCUCGGCAUCCAGCAGCAAUCCCGAUCGAACCAAAGGUGCUGGUGGGAACAACAUGAGGGACCGAGCAACUAUCAAGCGUCUGAAUAUGUACAGACAGAAGCAGAGAUGUAACAACCGUGGAAAAAUCAUCAAGCCUUUGCAGUACCAGUCCACGGUGGCUCCGGGAACCGUAGCUAGAGUUGAACCUAACAUCAAAUGGUUUGUAAAUACCCGUGUGAUUAAGCAGUCGUCUCUCCAGAAGUUCCAAGAAGAAAUGGAAGCUGUGAAGAAGGAUCCAUAUCGUGUGGUGAUGCGACAAAGCAAAGUCCCUAUGUCUCUAUUGCAUGAUAGAGUCAAAGCCCAUAACUCAAAGGUGCACAUUCUUGAUACAGAGGCUUUUGAGACCACAUUUGGACCCAAGGCUCAGCGUAAAAGGCCCAGUCUCAUGGUGGGGGAUGUUAAAGACCUUGUCGAGCAGGCUGAGGCCUCUGCUUUGAGCUACAAUGCAAACAAUGACAAAGACCUGGUGAUGGAGGACACAGGGGUCCGGGAGGAGGCACGUGAAGAAAUCUUCAAGAAGGGUCAGUCAAAGAGGAUUUGGGGGGAACUUUACAAGGUCAUUGACUCAUCUGAUGUUAUCAUCCAAGUGCUCGAUGCCCGGGACCCCAUGGGAACACGCUCCCAGAGCAUAGAGACAUAUCUGAAAAAAGAGAAGCCUUGGAAACAUCUAAUCUUUGUGCUAAACAAAUGUGACCUUAUACCUACUUGGGUCACGAAACGGUGGGUUGCCGUUCUGUCCCAGGAGUACCCCACGCUGGCUUUCCAUGCAAGCCUCACCAACUCAUUUGGUAAAGGUUCACUCAUCCAGCUGCUCAGGCAGUUUGGCAAGCUUCACACAGACAAAAAGCAGAUAAGCGUGGGUUUCAUUGGCUACCCUAAUGUGGGAAAGAGCUCUGUCAUCAACACGCUGCGGUCUAAGAAGGUCUGCAAUGUGGCUCCGAUUGCUGGAGAAACAAAGGUGUGGCAGUACAUCACUCUGAUGAGACGAAUCUUCCUCAUCGACUGCCCUGGCGUUGUGUACCCUUCAGAAGAUAGUGAGUCUGAUAUUGUCUUAAAAGGAGUGGUUCAAGUGGAGAAGAUCAAGAACCCAGAGGAACACAUUGGAGCAGUACUGGAAAGGGCCAAACCAGAAUACAUUCAGAAGACCUACCGCAUCCCUACUUGGAACUCCCCUGAGGACUUCCUGGAGAAGCUGGCAUAUCGCACCGGGAAACUUUUAAAGGGUGGUGAGCCAGAUCUCUCCACAGUUUCUAAAAUGGUGUUAAAUGAUUGGCAGCGAGGGCGUAUUCCAUUUUUUGUGAAACCACCUGGACCUGAAGGUGAUGAACAGGAAAGGGAGUCAUUACCAGUUGAACCCCCCUCAGAGUUGGUGGAGAAUGUGCAGGAGGAACAACUCAACAACCCAGAAGAGCAGCAGCAGAUGCAAAAGGCGCAAAUCAAGAAGAUUCUCCCUAAUGUGCGACAAAACUUUGGCAAGAUCAAUGUGGCACCGGAGUUCAGUGAGGAAGACUUGGUUCAUGUGGAGAUGCCUGACUUAGACAUGUCUGAUAUCUCUGGCUCUGAUAAUGACAACAGUAGUGAGGACGAAGAGGAGGAUAUAGAAGAAGAGAAGAAAAGUGUUGCUGAUGGAGACACUGAGGCCUCUGAGACCACAGCAGCUCAGAGGAGCAAAGCAAACGAUGGCAAGAGUUCGCGUGAGGUGAUCCGUGAGCUGGAUGAGAAGAUUGCUAAGUACAAGCAGUUCCUGGACCGAGCCAAAUCCAAACACUUCUCUGCAAUACGGAUACCCAAGGCACUCUCUGACAAGGCAUUUGCUAACAUCAAGGCUAAACAAACAGCAGCAGCAGAAAAGCAGGCACAAAUGAAAGUUAUGAACCAAAAAGGCAAGAAGGGGAAAGCCAAAGGCGAUGAGGAAUUCAGUCGGUCGCCCAAGCUGACCUCUAAACAGAGAAGAGCAAUGGACCGUGCUCAGAAGACCAAGAAAGUUGGCGUACGCUAUUAUGAUACACACAAUGUGAAGAACAAGAACAAGAACAAACAGACGCCAUCGAACGCAGAGGGCCAAAAAGCCAAAAGAUCAAAACGCUAAGGUCAUAAAAUACUAAUUAUGUAAUAAUCCUUUAUUUAAAUUAAGGUGAAACUGGCUGUUUUUAAUUGCAACUAGUUUGGAACGAGUUGAUUUCUAUAACAGGGGGAUGCAUUUUCAACUUUAAUCUCUCCCCGAAAUGGCCUCUUGCCGUUCAAGAGAAUUGUACAGUAGUUAUAUGAACUGUGCUUUUCCUCUAAUGCUAAAAAAAUAAAUACUUGGAAAUUAAACCCAGUUUAUUUUACAUUAAUUUAUGUCAUGAGAAAAAGGACAAAAUUGUUCCGUACUGGUUUUGCUUUGAAGGCUACUUCUUUGGCACAAUCAUCAGUUCCAGUUGGGUCUGAAAAGAAAGAGACAUGAUUAAAACAAAAGAUCACUCAA